Messenger RNA from Bombus huntii, 1189 nucleotides. Its product is annotated as venom serine protease Bi-VSP-like. The coding region runs from base 314 to 601 and encodes 95 amino acids. Gene Ontology annotation, molecular function: serine-type endopeptidase activity. NCBI's taxonomy places the organism in Eukaryota, Metazoa, Arthropoda, Insecta, Hymenoptera, Apidae. The record is from RefSeq and is a predicted model, not a curated record. Gene Ontology annotation, biological process: proteolysis. The transcript is spliced from 2 exons.
CUAUUGAGUAUUGCUGAAGUAUCAUAUCCUGAAAUUUCUUACUGUACACAUAUAUUGUGUCAUAAAGCGUGUACAAUUCUUUCUCAUACUUUUGGUCAUUCGUUUCCUGCAUUUUCAUUUAUUUUUUUAUUUUUCAGGGUACGUAUAUCCCAUUUGUACGAAAGAGCAACUUCGUCGGCUAUAACCCCCUUGUUGCUGGAUGGGAAGCGUUAAGAUAUAGUAAGUGAUAUCAAUUUUAUAAUAAAAUUAAACAGUUCCAGUCUUAAAUAUCUUUCUCAUUUUCUUCGUAGGACGACCACGACCUAAUGCAUUAAUGGAAGUACAAAUGCCAGUGAUUAAGAACGCCGAAUGCAAAAUAGCUUAUUCCAAAUUUCCUAAUGCACCUGAUAUCACUGAUGGUAUAAUAUGCGCCGAACAUGCUCAGGGUGGAGAGGAUUCUUGUACGGCUGACCGUGGCGGACCACUGCUGAUACAACAUGAAUUAACCUCGUAUUUAAUAGGUAUUGUGUCUUAUGCUUAUAAGUGCGGCACAGCUGGGUAUCCCAGCGUUUACACUAGGGUCAUAUCGUACCUUGACUUCAUUCUCCAAGCGAUGCAAUAAUAUGAUAUUACUGUUCCAUAAAUAUCAUUGUGUAAAAAACGUAAAGUUGGAUUUUCUUAUUGUGGAGAUAAGAAACAGCUCAAAUUUACAUUGUUUUGUACGUUACAAAUUAUAGGCUUAAAAUGUACGAAAUGUAACUUUGAAACGACACUAAUUUUUUACGCACGAUAAACCUCCACGACUUAGGUAUGUAAAGAUGAUAAAUGUAUAUUAAUUCUAUUAAUUUGGUAAUAAUAAACCAACUUUCUGAGAAGUUCUGUAAAUUUCGUUUCUGUUGUAUCAAGAGAAUAAUGGAAUAUUCCACUUAGAUCGUAUACUUCUUGUAUGUACGUACAAAAUUUUCCGGCUAAUCUAAAACACUUCAUAAGAUAGAGAGCUUCUGGAAAUUCGGACACAGAGAGUGCAUAAAAUACAAGAUAAGUCUCGUGUCUUUCAAAAUUAUUUUUUAUUCGCUAAAAACGUCCUGUGUACUCAUGCAAUCACAUGCAACCUCGAAACUUCACUUAUUUUUUAUCACUUUCCAAUUCAAUACACAGUUUCUGCAUUUUUGACUAUAUGUAAGAGAAAUUUCCAUUCAGCCAAAGGUGU